Durotheca rogersii is the source of this 1308-nucleotide messenger RNA. RefSeq lists its product as uncharacterized. The record is from RefSeq and is a predicted model, not a curated record. The transcript is spliced from 2 exons. NCBI's taxonomy places the organism in Eukaryota, Fungi, Ascomycota, Sordariomycetes, Xylariales, Xylariaceae. The coding region runs from base 622 to 1257 and encodes 211 amino acids.
CGAGUCUCGAGCCGAGUAGCUUCGGCUCUUCUCACCGGUGACCCUAGAUCGCGCUUAUGAUGGGUCGACGGUCAGACUACCGGACGGGCCGCUGAUGGUGAGCAUGUAAUGCGACCGGUAGACCAAUAGAGCGCGCGGGCUCGUGGUCUUUACGGCGUCACAUCGCAUAUACGAGAAUUUUCUGUGCCCGUUUGACCCCGCGAAUCUUCAGACGCGCUGCGCGGAAUCGAGGAAAUCAGAGAAGUCGGUAUGCAGCGACCCUUGCGAGAUGCCACUAAGCCUCACGAGAGGAGCCUCGACGGCCACGUGCAGAGCGGCUGACGCUAUACCGUCAAUAAUGUGAGAAUAUGGCGAUCCUUGCCGCCUGAGGACGGGAUAUCCGGUCUAGAUGACGGACUUUGUACGCGAUUCUUCGGCUUCUCGACGACCUCGUGAUGAUCGUGACAUCGACUUCGACUGAAGCGCCAGUGAUAUAUAAAUAGGGAAGUUCCGCCUCAGUAGCUAGCCCGACUUCACCUCGCAGACGAUCGCCAUCGCCCGAGGACAAUCCGAAUCUCCCUUCCAACCGCCUUUGUCUUGUCAACAUCGUACUAGCAGCUCUCCGCUUUAUACAUCGCCACUAUGAAGCUCCAGCUCUCAGCCCUGUUCCUUGGCCUUGCCGCGGGUAUGGUGUCUGCUCAGGAGAGUAACCAAACCGGCCCCUUUUAUCUCCACGUAACGGGUAAAGAGGGCAGCACUCUCGACGGCUACGUCGGAUCUUGCCACGCGGGGGCAGCCAUCGAGGGAUUCUGCUACGCCGGUGGGGCGCUUCCCGAAGGUAGCACGUCCUUCCAGUACUACUUCAACUACACCGGGUACACGACGGUGAACGACGACGAGGUCGGGCAGCUGGCGUGGCGGCUGCGCUACCGCGACGAGAACGGCGGCGACGCGUACGUGGAGCAGGUGCUCGGGCUGCAGUACCUCGUCAACAGCAACGUGGCGGCGCCCAUGUUCGGCCUCGGCUACCCGUACCUGUCCGUCGGGUUCGACAAGGGCGGCAAGCUCUUCGCCUACAACUACUUCGACGACGCGACCUUCACGCCCGGCACGAACCCGCUGCCCAACGCCGAGGGCGCGGCGUACUACCACUGGCACGUCUGCUGGCAGUACUUCACCGGCUACUACUACCAGAGCAUCGGCUGGGCCCAGACCACGCCGCCGCACAACCCGACCUGCGAGCCCGUCGACAUCACCCAGGUCUUUCCUCCCUCGUAAGGGCUAGUUCCGAAGCUACCCUGUCUCUAUCUCUCGGUAUUAGUGUCCGGU